Messenger RNA from Doryrhamphus excisus (bluestripe pipefish), 1235 nucleotides. Its product is annotated as insulin-like growth factor-binding protein 6. Gene Ontology annotation, cellular component: extracellular region. Gene Ontology annotation, biological process: regulation of insulin-like growth factor receptor signaling pathway. NCBI's taxonomy places the organism in Eukaryota, Metazoa, Chordata, Actinopteri, Syngnathiformes, Syngnathidae. Gene Ontology annotation, molecular function: insulin-like growth factor II binding; fibronectin binding; insulin-like growth factor I binding. The record is from RefSeq and is a predicted model, not a curated record.
GCUGGGUGGGAUAUAAACCAAGAGAGGCUUCAGCAGGCAUCAGCAAAUCAAACCCUUGGACAACUUGUGACGUGUGAGAUGCUUCUAUGUCUGAAUGUGCUGGGGCUGCUUUUCCUGCAGGCCGUCCUGUCAAGCCCCCGGCCGCUCACCACGCCGUCCAGAGGAUGUCUUGCCUGCAAGGGAAAGCCUUCUCAAACGCCGGGAGAUUUAAACGUCAGCACUCUGGCUGUGGGAGAGCCGUGCGGGGUCUACACUCUCAGCUGUGCCAGCGGCCUGCGUUGUGCACCUGCGCCGAGCGACCCCCGGCCCCUCCGCACCCUGCUGGAGGGCAGGGGGAUCUGCAGCAACGUCAGCGUCAUCAGUUGGACAGAAAAGAGCCAGACAGCAGAUCCGACACCUACUGAUGAUCCAGAGGAGGCUCCAUGUCGAAAGCUGCUAACAACGCUCAUUAGAGGCCUGGAUACUCAUUUAUUCAAAUCGCAUCAUGAUAUCUACAUGCCCAAUUGUGAUAAACGCGGCUUCUUCAGAAAGAAGCAGUGCUGGUCCUCCCGAGGGAAACAACGCGGUCGGUGCUGGUGUGUGGACGAAAACGGCAUGCCAGUGACGUCACAUAAACACAAAGGCAGUCUAGCUUGUUGAUCCAUCUCGGGUAAUAACAAAAAAGAGACUAAAAGCUUCGUUGGUUGAAGAAAGAGGACCUGAAGGAAUUCACCUCCCCUACUCCCUGAGCCGGAUGCUGUUUCAGGUGCAACUUUGAGUAUUGGCGCCAUCUAGCGACUAUCUAGCGAACUGUUGUGAUUAGCCAAUAACAUCUGCACAAGAGUAAUAGACACCGGACACAAUGUAAGGUACACCUGGACAAACUAAUGAAUAGGGACGUCUCUAAGAUUUAUGUUUAUGUUAGCACUUGUAGCUUCUAACAGAUAACUGUUUAUUAUGUGUCUAGUUUAGGUUAGAAUAAUGAUCACAUGGCAGCAACACUGCUAAACAAAGUUAAAUGUUUAGCAUCAUUUUAGCUUCAGUAUCGAAUCUCAUUAAGUCUGUGCACGUGUACCUAAUGAAGUGUCCAGUGUUUUUAUUUAGUGUCAUUAAGUGUCACAUUAUAACAAUGUAAAAGAACCAUUUAGCAAUUACAAGAAAAAGUUGUGUAUUGUUUGCGUAUAUCAUUUUCUUUGGCGUAUUUAUACAAAUCCAUAUUUUUACACCACUGCUAUUGUAUACAUGUAUUUGUACUC